This is a messenger RNA of Drosophila ananassae, 3534 nucleotides long. RefSeq lists its product as uncharacterized. Lineage: Eukaryota; Metazoa; Arthropoda; Insecta; Diptera; Drosophilidae. The coding region runs from base 1 to 3534 and encodes 1177 amino acids. The transcript has 4 exons. Gene Ontology annotation, biological process: proteolysis. The record is from RefSeq and is a predicted model, not a curated record. Gene Ontology annotation, molecular function: zinc ion binding; nucleic acid binding; aspartic-type endopeptidase activity.
AUGGACCAAUUAAAAGCAUUGACAAAAGGGCGCGCCAGACUCAAGGCCAAUAUCACACGGAGCUUGGCUUGGGCUGAGGACGCGCAACAUUCGAACGCCACACGGGCAGAGGUGUCUUCGCGGCUGGAGCAUCUCAACACAACAUGGAAAGAAUUCAAUAGAUUUGGUGAUGAAAUAGCUAUGCUCGACGAAGUAGAUGGCUAUGUGGAUCCGGAGCAUGACAACAUAUUCUACGAGGAAAAAUAUCUAAGGGCAGAUGCAUUACUUUCGGCGAUGGCUGCGAAUCUGGUACGACAUUUGGCUAUUACGGAUUCAGCUUACAACACUGCGUGGGAGCGACUUAAUGAAAGAUAUAAUCGUCCACGGCACAUCGUGAAUUCACUAUUGGAGCAGUUUAUGAAGCUGCCAACAACAACAAGGUCGGAUACAACAACAUUACGGAAGGUGUCAGACGGCGCCAAUGAAAUAGUGCGUGGUUUGGAUGCCAUAGAGGAAACAGGACGAGACUGUUGGAUCAUCUACUUGACGCUGGAGAAGCUGGAUGCAGAUACUCGACGCAGGUGGAUCGAGCGCAGUGUGGAGACAGACUCACCCACACUGGAGGAAUUCUUCAAAUUUUUGGAUGCACGUUGCGAGGAACUAGAGCUCAGCAAGCGGGAAACAAUCGGAGGCAAGACUACAGCCUCAAUCGGUGACAAGACAAGGAAGGUCACACAUUCGCUGGUUGUACUUGAAGGAAACAAGUGCAGCAAAUGUCAUUCUACAGAGCAUCGUCUGUAUGGAUGCCAACAAUUCUUGGAUAUGUCAGCAGGACAGAGGGUUUCGUUUGCCAAGGAAAACGCUCUAUGUUACAAUUGUCUAAAACCUGGUCAUGGGGUCAGGAAAUGCAAAUCCACGUUCAAGUGCAGACAAUGUAAAGGUCAGCAUCACUCACUGUUGCACCUGCAACGCACGCAACAGGCUAUUGGAACAAUCGCACAAACUGGUGAGGAUCAGGAGGAUCCUAGCGCAAACAUCUCAACGGUGACUACGAGUCACAUCGCACAAUCAACUGGAUGGAACAGGAGCACCUUGCCGACGGCCAUGGUCAACGUUCGCAACGCAAAGGGAGAUUUGGUAGCAUGUCGACUCCUAUUGGACACGGGUUCAGAACUGUCGUACAUAUCUGAACGCUGUAUACAAACACUUGGUUUGGCUCGUACGCCAUCACGCAUACUGAUUACGGGAAUUUCAUCAACCAAAGCAGACACUACAAGGGGAUGCAGCACUAUAAGCAUCCAAUCCCGUAUUUCGCAAGAUCAGCUGGUAGUCCAGGCUCAUGUGCUUGGAAAAAUUACGUCAUCAUUGGAAAGGCAGGCCAUCGACGCGUCUGCACUUCGAGGUUUCAACGAUCUGCAACUGGCAGAUUCACAAUUUAGCACAAAUGCCCCAAUUGACAUUCUUUUGGGUAGCAAACACGUUUGGAGUGUUAUAACUGGGAGAAAGAUCUACGACGACAAAGGAAAGCUCAUUGCUAUAUCAUCAAUUUUCGGAUGGGUAAUUACAUCACUGCUUUCAUCACGCGCAUGCAGCGCUACAGCACUUACAACAACAAUAGACAUCGAUGCUUAUCUCAGAAGGUUCUGGGAACUGGAAAGCAUACAACGCAAAGCAGAAGUUCAACCUGAAGACGAGGAGGUGGAGAAACACUUUCUUGCAACACACACUAGAGACAAACAAGAUACACUUCAAGGAGCGCUACAGAGGUUCAAAUCAGUUAAACGACGUUUGGCGCAGAAUGAACAGUUACGUAACGAUUACGUAAAGUUCGUGAGGGAAUACCUGGAGCUAGGCCAUAUACGAGAAAUCCCACCGAGCGAAAUUCCCAAGGGUAGGAAUUUCUACCUGCCACAUCAUCCCGUAUUAGGUCGGAAACUUCGAGUGGUUUUCGACGGAUCAUAUCAAGACGCCAAAGGCAUGGCUUUAAACGACACGCUCUCGAUUGGACCGACGGACAUAGUCAAGAUGUUCCGUCAAAUCUGGGUGAGCGAAAAACAUAGAGACUAUCAGAGAAUAGUAUGGAGAGAGGAUCCGUCAGAUCCUAUCAAGCACUUCCAACUAUGCACGGUGACGUAUGGAACAUCAUGCGCACCAUUUCUAGCAGUCAGAGUGCUAGAGCAACUAGCUGCUGACCAUAAGCACGAGUUUCCAAACGCAGCAAAAAUCGUGUUGGAAGAUUUCUAUGUCGACGACGUUCUCACUGGAGCAAAUAGUGAGGAUGAGCUGCUACGCAACAGGGACGAACUCGUCCAACUGAUGUCCUGUGCUAACCUAGAGCUCGGGAAAUGGGUAUCGAAUACCAAACGCAUCAAACCAAAGGGUAACACGGAUUCCUCACAAUCACCAGUCAAAGUGCUAGGGCUGCAGUGGCACCCUGGAGAGGACACAUUGUCGUACAAUGUAAACCUAUCGAAAUAUCCUAGCCGAGUGGUUAACGACGAUGGAACCAUUUCGGUCGCCAUACCUGGUGCAAAAACAAGAGUGGCACCUUUGAAGCAGCAGUCUUUGCCGCGCCUGGAACUAUGUGGCGCACUUCUAUUGAGUCAACUUCUGCAAUCCAUAAAAGCUGGACUAAUGAACAACGACGUAACGAUCUACGCAUGGAGUGAUUCGACGAUAGUCCUGUCAUGGUUAUCGUAUUUACCAGCCCAACUCAAGACGUUUGUUGGGAACCGCACUUCAGAAAUCCUCGAAACCAUCCCGAAGCAUGCAUGGCGGCAUGUAGACUCAAAAUCGAACCCAGCGGAUUGCGCAUCCCGUGGCUUGGGAGUAUCCGAGCUCAUUGACUUCCAAUUAUGGUGGAAGGGUCCUUCAUGGCUGAGGGACAAGGAUCAAUUCUUGGUGAAAUUGAACAAUACUCACAACAGUACUUCUCUUUCAGACAAACGCAUACAUGGUGAAGUCAAAAGUAACUACCUAGCUGCGCAGACGAAUGUCACGACGGACAACCCAUGGGAUAAGCUUCUCAAUCGCAACUCAUCUUGGCUGAAGCUUAUACACACACUUGCUUACGUUUUGCGCUUCAUUCAUCGCAUGAAGCACCCAUCUUCGAAACAAACAUCGAAUUCUCUAACAUUCGAUGAGAUCAAGGCAGCAAGGAUUCGGUGGCUGCAACACGCUCAAGCUGGUUUUCAACAGGAGAUCCAGUUACUACGCGCAAACAAGGCUCUAGGGAACCAAUCUCAAUUGGUCAAGAUCUCACCAAUCAUCGACAAGGACAACCUGCUAAGAGUAGGUGGACGAAUCCAACAUUCGCAGUUGUCAGCAGAGGCGAAGCAUCAGCAGCGUCUUAAGUGGACCACGACAACCCCUAACAUUUCGAUCGGCAGCGUUGCGCUCGUCAAGGAGUCCAACACACCACCAGCAUUAUGGCAUCUAGCGAAGGUGAUCGACACUUUCCAAGGAAAGGACAAUAUGCAGACGACACUGAUAACCUUGGGAAAGGCUGGAACUGUUCUCCUCGAAACAGAUAAGGCAAGCCCGGCUCGUGGAUAG